UUUGAUAUAUGUAUAAAAAUUAAAUAAAUCACAUAAAAAAUAAUGUGACAAUAUAAAAUAAAGUAAACAGAAAUAAUAUUUACGACAAAAAUAAAAUUACGAUUUUUUGUGCAUAGAAAUAUGUGUUUUUGCAUAAUAAAACAAAAUACUAUUUUAAAAUUAAAAUUUAUUUAUGUAAUAAUAAGAUAAAUUUGCGCAAUGUUUAAAGCUUUAUCGAAUAUUGUUAAAGGAAGAAACUCAGAUUUUGAAUUGGAUUUUUUUUCAAUUUUACCUCGAGAAUUAUCUUUAAAAAUUCUUUUCUAUCUAGACCCGAAAGAUAUAUUAACAGCAGAACAAGUGUGUAAGAAUUGGAGAUUUAUUUGUAACGACGACUUUUUAUGGCAAGAAAAGUGCAAAAAAGAUCAAAUAACAUUAGCUGCAGAGAAUAUAGAAAUAGACAAAAAUAAAUCAAAUGAAAAACCAUUGUUAAAAAGAAGCAGUACUAAAGCAAAUAAUGGAAUUUUUCCCUCAUCGCAUUGGAAAUGUAGAUAUAUUCGCCAAAGGAGAAUUGAAUCUAAUUGGAAAUCUUUGUCUAUAAAAAAUUCCAAAAUUAUAAAUUGUGAAUAUGAACUAGUUAGUUGCUUGCGGCUUAAUGCGAAAUAUAUUGUAUCCUCAUCUUAUGACACAAAAAUUAUCAAUAUAUUCUUGAUUGAUUCUGGGAAGUGCAUUAAAAAGUUGAUGGGACAUACUGAUUUUAUAACUACAUUUUAUUUAUCAGAAAAACUAAUAAUUUCUGGAAGCAAUGAUAGAACGUUAAAAAUUUGGUGUAUUGAUACAGGUGAAAAUUAUCGUACACUUUUAGGACAUACAGAAAGUGUUCGCUGUUUGACAGUAUUUGAAAACAAGGUUAUUAGUGGGUCAUCUGAUUGCUCUAUUCGUAUUUGGAAUUACGAAAGAGGUAUUUGUUUGCAUGUGCUGUCCGGUCAUAGUGCAGCAGUUCAUUGUGUAGAUUACAACGGGAUCUUUGUUAUAUCUGGAUCAUCUGAUAAAACUAUUAAAAUAUGGCAUCCUGAGGGAAAUGAGUGUGUAAAAACAUUAGAAGGGCAUAAACAUGAAGUAAAAUCUUUGCAGUUUGAUGGUACAUAUGUUGUAUCAGGUUCUUUAGAUUCUGUGAGAAUUUGGGAUGUGAAUACGGGAUGUCUUAAGCAAACUUUACUCAAUUACAAAGAUUGUUUUGCGUUUACUAGUUAUUCUAGUACCGAGUUUAAAAAAAAUUUAUUCGCAUUCAUUUAUUUUUAUUCACCUUUCCCCUAUUAUAGGGUAAAAUAUGAAAUUAAAGUUUGUGAAUCUGCUACCGGUCAAUGUGUACAAAUUUUAUCAGAUCCCAGUGAGGAAUCAUCUCAAGUGCAAUGUAUUCAAUUUGUAUUAAACUUCGUUUUAACGAGUUCGUUUGGCAAUACUAUUAAGUUAUGGGAUAUAAAAACAGGGAAAUUUUUGAGGAAUGUAAUAAAUUUGAAUUCAUUAAAGGAUGGUUAUGUUCAAAAAUUUAGAGCCACAGAAACGAAGUUGGUUUGUUUAACAGAAGAAGUUCAUUUGCAUCAGAAAAAAUUUAUUGUUAUAAAUUUUGAUACAAACACUUCGGCAGAUUCUAAGUUCAUGAAAAGUUCAUCUAAGGAAAAAGAGUAUUGUAAUAUAGUUUAAUUAAUAUCACUAAAUUAAAUUUUUUGUUUCCUAGUCACAGUAUUAUUUUUUUAAUUUAAAAAAACUUGUUUUUCUAGAAUAUAGAAAGUUACAUAUAUUAUUUAAGUAAAUUCAAGUUUUACAAGAUUGUAACAAAGCAUAAAUUUAACUUGUAUAUGUUGUUUAUUCUGUUUAUUCUGAAUAUAUAUUCUUUAGUAAUUAUGCAA
Molecule: messenger RNA, 1886 nt
Organism: Condylostylus longicornis
Lineage: Eukaryota; Metazoa; Arthropoda; Insecta; Diptera; Dolichopodidae
Product: F-box/WD repeat-containing protein 7-like
Exons: 6
Coding region: 199-1680 (493 amino acids)
Molecular function (GO): protein binding
Source: RefSeq, a predicted model, not a curated record